Zophobas morio is the source of this 1389-nucleotide messenger RNA. Its product is annotated as kynurenine formamidase-like. NCBI's taxonomy places the organism in Eukaryota, Metazoa, Arthropoda, Insecta, Coleoptera, Tenebrionidae. Gene Ontology annotation, molecular function: lipase activity. The transcript has 4 exons. The record is from RefSeq and is a predicted model, not a curated record. Bases 518 to 1384 code for a protein of 288 amino acids.
UUAUUUUAUUGAAUAAAUCAGAAAAAUUUGGGAAUACAAUAGUGUUAUUUUUAGUAAUACACUGCACCAAUCCAAGUUGAUAUACGUGUCCUUGAAAAAAUGUUGAUGACGUCAUCACAAAAUUCUGUAAAGUAAAACUCAGCUCAAAAAUGCUGGAUUUACGUUACCACAAAUGGAACACAUUAAUUACACUCAUAAACCACACUUCUCGAAGAAUUUCCACUCUACAAAAGUAUGGAACAAAAUACGAAAAUUGUGUAUGUAGAUUGCAAAAAUAACUACACUUUAUCAUUAUUUGCAAUAAACAAAACAGAUAAAUUUUAAUCGGCAAAAUGUGUUGCAUAACAGUUUCGGUCUAUUUGUUGAAAGACGACAAUAUAAUCAAUAUAUUCUUGUACGGUUUCCUAUUUAUUCGAUUUCAGAGGUAAUAUAAACCCGAGGUAGUUGUACAUAAAUUGACCGACUAGAGUUACCGAAGGUUCGCAGUGCUCACUAACAUUAAAUCAAGCACACUACAAUGAACAAACUCGAUAUAUUAUAUUCUCCGAGCUACUGGGCAAAGAGAUUAUCCUCUCCGACCGAAGUAAUUGACCAUCAUAUGAAAUUCAUCACUAAUGCUAGUGCAUCAGUGUCUAAAAAAAUCCCCUGCGAGCUCGAUAUUCCAUACGGAGCCAGCCAACGACAAAAAAUCGACAUUUUCGGCACAGACCUGCCCCCAGGUGCCCCCAUUCUCAUUUUCCUCCACGGUGGCUACUGGCAAACCGCCGAGAUAACCAGAUCAAGUUACCACUUCAUCGCCGAGCCCCUCCACCCUCACAACAUAAAAACCCUCUUCGUAGGCUACGACCUGUGCCCCCACGUCACCCUCCCCGAUAUUGUUCGUCAAAUCCAAGUCGCAGCGAAAAAAUGCCUCGAAUACGCCAAACAAACAAAAUCCAAGGAGGUAUAUUUCAUGGGCCACUCCGCUGGAGCACAUCUUAUAGCCUCCCUUUUCACCAAUUUCGUCAAGUCGAUCUCUGAAGAGGAGCAGGUUAUUGUUAAAGGAGUGAUCUUGAUGUCGGGAGUGUUCGAUCUGUCGCUUCUACAAAAAACUGUAAUUAACGAAUCUCUGAAAUUGGACGAAGAAGUGGCGGCUGAAAUGAGUCCAAUGAAACAGAGCGUCGUGGAUGGCGCCGGAACGGCGUUUUAUUUGAUUGUCGGCCGGAACGAAAGUCCGGAGUUUAUCAAGCAAUCGAGGGAGUUCGGCCGGAAGUUGGAGAGUUCCGGAUUUAAAGCGGAAGUGGAUGUUAUUGAAAGUGUAGAUCAUUUUGAUAUUGUGGAGAGACUGGUGGAGGGGGAGUUUGAAGUCACGAGGCGGGUGGUGGGGAUAAUUGCCAAGCACUGACACUA